Lucilia sericata (common green bottle fly) is the source of this 4686-nucleotide messenger RNA. RefSeq names its product probable ATP-dependent RNA helicase spindle-E. Gene Ontology annotation, cellular component: intracellular anatomical structure. Gene Ontology annotation, molecular function: ATP binding; RNA binding. NCBI's taxonomy places the organism in Eukaryota, Metazoa, Arthropoda, Insecta, Diptera, Calliphoridae. The record is from RefSeq and is a predicted model, not a curated record.
CGGCAUUUGUUGCAAAAAUAUUUGGCGAAAGACGCAGCUUCCAAUUGGCGACAGAUUUGAAAAAUAAUUAUUAAUUAAUUUAUUUAACACAAGAUUAAAUCUCAAAGUUAUCAAAUAUGGAUGACAUAAAUGAUUUCUUUGAUUUUUCCAAAAACUUUGAGCGCAAAACCGUACCUCGCGGUUGUGUCUCAGGCACGGUUGCAACUACUGUUAUUCCCGCGGAGGAUUCAAAACACCUUAUGAAACGUGAAUAUGCGGGCACGGAAUACUCAAAGGAUGUAGCCGCAGAACGUUUAAAAUUAGAACAGUUGGAUUUGAAUGGCGAUAAUGAUCAAUCCCGUUAUGGUGCCUCCUGCAGUGUGGUGGCUUCCUCUUGUAUGGAUGAUUUAGAAAGUUUAUCAGAUUCUGAUGAUGAGCGGGAUAAUGAUAAUGGUCCUAGUCGUCCAAAUCGUGUGGAUGAUGCCAUUUAUGAUCGUUAUCCCUUUGAUUUGAGACGUGAUGAAAAUUUACCUAUACACGAUAAGAGAGAGGAAAUUGUUAAUACCAUACGGGCUAAUCCAGUGGUGGUCAUAGAAGGUGAUACUGGUUGUGGUAAAACAACGCAGGUUCCCCAAUAUAUCAUUGAUGAUGCCUAUACUCGACGAGAGUAUUGUAAAAUAAUUUGCACACAACCAAGACGUAUUGCUGCCAUAUCCAUAGCACGUCGUGUUUGCCAAGAACGUAAAUGGCCAGAGGGAUCUAUAGUUGGUUAUCAGGUUGGUCUACAUGCCAAUAUAAGCGAAGAUACUCGAAUUGUUUACUGCACGACCGGCGUGCUAUUACAAAAAUUAAUACAUGAAAAAUCUUUGGGCAAUUAUACACACAUUAUACUGGAUGAGGUGCAUGAAAGAGAUCAAGAAAUGGACUUUUUGUUGAUAGUUAUAAGACGUUUCUUGAGCACCAACUCUAAACGUUGUAAGAUUAUAUUAAUGUCGGCCACUAUUAAUUCAGUGGAGUUUUCCAAUUAUUUUAAAAUCAAACGUGAACCAGCACCCAUUUUAAAAGCCGACUCUAGACGUUUAUUUCAAGUAAAAGAUUUCUAUUUAGAUGAUUUGGGACGUAUUAAUAAUACCAAUGUGGAAAUAGAUGUUACUGAACCGGGUAUAUCACCUGAAAUGUAUAGAUUAGUUUUAAAACUGAUAAUUGUCAUUGAUAACAUUGAAAAACAAGAGGUGGCUUUAAGUUUAAAUUCUCAAACGAAUGCGGCGAAUAGCACUUCCAUUUUAAUAUUUUUACCCGGCAUCAAUGAAAUCGAACAAAUGUGCAAAAGAUUGGAAUUGCUUAAUAAUUCAGAAGAAAACACCCCAAAAUUAAGUCCCAUACGUUUACAUUCCUUAAUAUCGCCCGAUGAACAAAUCAAGGUUUUCCAUCAGGCUCCUUUGGGUUAUCGUAAAGUUAUAUUAGCCACUAAUAUAGCAGAAAGUUCUAUAACUGUACCCGAUGUUAAAUAUGUUAUUGAUUUUUGUCUAACCAAAGCUUUGGUUACUGAUACUGCCUCCAAUUUUACAUCUUUGCAAUUGCAAUGGGCCUCCAAAGCCAAUUGUAAACAACGUGCCGGUCGUGCUGGUCGUGUAAUGAAUGGUCGUGUUUAUCGUUUAGUUCCCAGAUAUUACUAUGAGAAUUAUAUGGAUGAAUUCAGCAUUCCCGAAAUGUUACGCUGCCCUUUGGAAAAUGUUGUCUUAAAAGCCAAACUUCUUGACAUGGGUCCUCCACCGGAUAUUCUCGGCUUGGCUAUGAGUCCUCCCAAUUUAAGUGAUAUUCACAAUACUAUUUUAACUUUAAAAGAAGUGGGAGCUUUGUAUACCACAGUUAAUGGUGUUUAUUCUGUACAGGAUGGUGAUAUUAGUUAUAUGGGUCGCAUUAUGGCUUCUUUACCUUUAAAUAUACGACUGAGUCGUUUAAUUGUCUUGGGUUAUAUAUUUAGCGUUCUGGAAGAUGCUAUUAUUAUAGCUGCUGGUUUAAGCGUGCGCUCUAUUUUUCGUUAUCAUGGUUCUACGCCUCAAAGUGAUUGUGAUGCUUAUUUACAAAAGUUACUUUGGGCUGAUGGUUCAGGUUCAGACUUAUUUGCCAUUUUAAAGUCUUAUAAGGUUUGGAAAUCAAUGCGUGAACAAAAUAGCCUACGCGAAGAAGAGGGCGAACAUGCCUGGGCAAAACGUUUCUACAUCAAUUUACGUACCAUUAAAGAAAUGCAUUUGCUCGUACAAGAACUAAAAGAACGUCUAGCCAAUUUGAAUUUCAAAGAACAGACAACCUAUCAACGUGUUCACUGGAUGGAUCGAGAAAAAACUAUUAUUUUAAAAAUUAUUAUUGCCGGAGCUUUCUAUCCCAAUUAUUUUACACGUACAUCCCUUAAUGACACUGAACGAGAUCGCAAAAUGUAUCAUGUUCUCAAUGGCAAUGAUCCUUGUCGUACAGUUUUCUUUACUAAUUUCAAUAAUAAACAUGUAGGAGAAUUAUACACACGCUCUAUUAAGGAUAUUUUCAAAGAUGUUCGCAUACCAGCAAAAGAUAUUGAGGUACGCUUUCAAUCGGGCUCGGAAAAGGUGUUUGUAACAUUUAAGAAAAAUCUCGAAGAUGAAUAUGAUGAUAGUACUUAUCGUUUAACGGUACCGGGCAAAGUUCGGGCUGAGGUUUAUAAGGCAGUAAGAAUGCGUUUGUCGAAAAUGAAAACUAUAAUAAAUGUUAUGGAUGUAAAUAUGGGCAUUAAAUAUGCUGAAGAAUUGGGCGUCGUAAGUGUUAAAGAUGGUGAAUGGCAGCUGGUGAAAGACUCACUUAAACAUGCCGAUUUGAUAGUUUUACCUUCCAUCUUUCAGAAGAAAUUAAGAGGCCAAAUAACUCAUAUUGAACAUUGUAGUAAAUUCUUUUUCUUGCCCGCUUCCGAAAUUGAACGUUUGCGAGACAUACACGAUGCCCUCAAUGAUCCACGCGAAUUGAAAGCUGGUGUCUUUGAUAGUCCUGCGGCAGUAUCCAAAGGCAUGUUGUUGUCAGCACCUCUAGAUAACAAAUAUAGACGAGCUAAAGUUUUAAAAGUUAUUUCCAAUGCUCGUUCUAUACAAUUUCAAGUAUUUUUCAUUGACAAUGGUUGCAUUGGCACUGUUGACUUUGAAGAUUUGCGCUGUUUCUCUGAAAAACUUGCUUCCCUAUCCGAAAUACCUCCACGUAUUUUUGAAUGUCGUUUAGCCAUGGUACAACCCUCUACUGUGCGUUCUCCCAACGGCAAAUGGUCUGAUGAUGCUAAUGAGUUAUUACAGAAAUGUGCUAAUGCUGGUACUGUAGAAUUGGAAGUAUUUUCCGUGGUUGAUGCUGUGGCUAAUGUUUUUAUUAAGGUUGAUCAUACGACCUUUAAUGAUAUUUUAGUGGAGAAACAAUAUGCUCGUAAAUGUGAUGAGAAUUAUUUGUCGAAGAUCGAUUACGAUGUCCGUUUACGCAAACAAUCUCUCAGUAGCCGUUAUCUCGACGAAGAUCACAUGCGUCAAAACGAAGAAUAUAUGCGUUCAAAUCAAUUAAGCGCCGACUUCGACAUACCCUCACCACCCAAGCAACUCUGUAAUAAACUUAUCAAAUUACGUGGCCCCUAUUCUCCUCUAGAAACUAAAAUCUUUUCCGCUGUAAGAGUAGGCGAAUGGAAAUGUGUACAGAUAGAAAGAGAAUCAGUAAAUUCCGUCCUACUCGAUACAGAUCCACAAGAUGUACACGAACGUUUGAUGGUGGCAGCUGAUGUAACAGAAACACAAACGGGUGAAACUAUAAUUGCACGUGCUACAACUUUAAUGCCAAAUAUACACGGUUUUGGAGCACUAAUGACUAUGAUGUUUUGCCCCACCAUGCAAAUAAAACGUAAUAAGGAACGUACUAAGUAUGUAGCCCUUUUAGCGGGUCUAGGCUAUGAUGAACACACUUAUAAGCCGCUGUAUGGUGAACAUGAUAUUGUACUCAAUUUGGAUGUGGAGAUAGAAAAGGAAGAUUUUGAAAUGAUUAAUCAAUUGCGUUAUUGCAUGGAUGCCAUGCUAUUUACGGAUCAUGGUGAUGAACGUCCCAAUAUCUUGCCUAGUCAAAUGGCUGAUUUACAAGCUAAAAUUAAGGAGAUUAUAAUAAGACUUUUAAGUAAAAAUCGUAAAUAUAUUGAAACUCACUGCGAUGAAAACGACAAUGUUUGGCAAUAUCAUGAGCCUACAGAGAUUCUAGAAACUGUUUGCAUUUUGGGGGAACGCACAAUAUUUCCCAUGUUAUCGGCUUUACGUUUAUACGAUGAAAAAUAUGAUCGUAUACAAGCUUUGCUGAGACACUGUGCUGAAUUGCAUAAAUUAAGACAAUUUGAUGGCUCUAUUCAGCCCGUAACCUGUCUGUUGUGUAAUCAACCUUUAGAAAAUGUUGCUCAAUUACGCAUACAUUUGAUUUCACAAUUACAUCGUGAUCGUGAGCAGCAAAUACACUUUAAACCUUCUAAAAAAUAAAGGUAUUUUAUAUAGUUUUAUACAUAUUUAGUUUAUUUUUAGUUUUAAACAAAUUAUUUCUUGACUUUUAAUUGAAUAGAUCAAUUAGUUUUGUUAUACUUUUUUGCCAUGAAAUGGUUUUGUUUUUUUUUAUGUUUUAUGGACUUAUAAAAUGAAAUUUAUAAGCAUUUAAAUAAAAGUUGUGUUCUUUAAA